Acanthamoeba castellanii str. Neff is the source of this 1263-nucleotide messenger RNA. Its product is annotated as diacylglycerylN,N,N-trimethylhomoserine synthesis protein. The coding region runs from base 1 to 1263 and encodes 420 amino acids. The transcript is spliced from 5 exons. Lineage: Eukaryota; Discosea; Longamoebia; Acanthamoebidae. The record is from RefSeq and is a predicted model, not a curated record.
AUGGCCGCCACCUCUACGUCGAGGCCGGGCCUUAUCGGAUCCAUCUUCGCCCUCGUCAUGUCGAUCUUCUCGUCCAUCUUCAACUGGAUCGUGGCCCGUUGCUACACGUCGCAAAUCGUGUUCAACUGCGCGUGGGAGGACCCCAGGCUCGACCGCGAGGCCCUCAAGCUCACCGAGGAGGACCAGGUGGUCAUCAUCACCACGGCCGGCUGCAACGUCCUGUCGCUCGCGAUUGAGGGUCCUAAGCACGUCUACAGCAUUGAUCGCAACCAUUGCCAGAACGCCCUCCUCGAGCUCAAGCUCGCCGCCAUCCGCGAGUACGACUACGCCACCUUCUGGAAGCUCUUCGGCACCGGUCGUCUGCCCAACUUCUCCAAGGUCCACUACCCGCGCCUGAGGCAGCACCUCUCGACCGCUGGUCGCGCCUUCUGGGACUCGCAUGCCCACUACUUCAACGGCACUGGCCUUCGUCCCUCCUACUUCUGGCACGGCUGCAGCGGCAUCCUCGCGUGGGUGAUGCUGGGCUACUUCCGUCUCAUCGGCGUCUACCGUCCGCUCCUGGAGCUCAUGGAGGCCAAGACCAUCGACGAGCAGAAGCACAUCUACAAGACCAAGAUCGAGAAGAGGAUGUGGAACCCCGUCAUCAUGUGGUUCCUCGAGCGCAGCUUCACCCUCGCCCUCCUCAACGGCGUGCCCGAGGCCCAGCGCGAGCUCCUCGAGAAGGAGGGAGGCUUCAAGUCGAUCGGCCUCUUCAUCAAGGACUCGAUGGAGACCAUCAUGACCAAGCUGCCCAUCCACGACAACUACUUCUACCGCGUCUACCUCACCGGUGAGUACACCAAGGACUGCUGCCCCGACUACCUCACCGAGGAGGGCUUCAAGACCCUGAAGAACGGAGCUGUCGACAAGAUCUCGAUCCACACCACCACCAUCACCGAGUUCCUGAGGGAGCACAAGAAGAAGGACAUCAGCCGCUUCGUGCUCCUCGACCACAUGGACUGGAUGGCCUCGGCUCCCAAGGCCCUGAGCGAGGAGUGGUCCGAGAUGGUCGCCCACUCGACCGACAACUGCAGGUUCCUGUGGCGAAGUGCUAGCAAGGAGGCCACCUUCGUCGGCGACACCAGCGUGACCCUGCCCAACGGUCACGAGACUGUCACUGUCAAGGACGUCCUCAAGUACGACUACCAGACCGCCAACAGGCUCCACGAGUUGGAUCGCGUCCACACCUACGCCUCGUUCUUCAUCGCCGACCUCAGCCUCUGA